This is a messenger RNA of Loxodonta africana (African savanna elephant), 3282 nucleotides long. It is a transcript of the gene ACSS1, whose product is annotated as acyl-CoA synthetase short chain family member 1. The transcript is spliced from 14 exons. NCBI's taxonomy places the organism in Eukaryota, Metazoa, Chordata, Mammalia, Proboscidea, Elephantidae. The coding region runs from base 1 to 2115 and encodes 704 amino acids. Gene Ontology annotation, cellular component: mitochondrion. Gene Ontology annotation, molecular function: AMP binding; acetyl-CoA synthetase activity. The record is from RefSeq and is a predicted model, not a curated record.
AUGGCGGGGCGCAGCCUGGGCCGCGGCGUCGGGCGGCUCCUCCGCAGCCUGCGCGGGCGCUCAGAGCAGCAGGUCCGGCCGCUGCGCCUGGCGAGCGCGCCUAGAGGACCGGCCUCCCGGGGCCCCAGCAGCGCCGCCGCCGCCGCCGCCGCCGCGCAGCCCGGCUCGUACUCGGCACUGAGCGCGCGGGCGGCCCGGGAGCCGGCCGCCUUCUGGGGGCCGCUAGCGCGGGAUACCCUGGUGUGGGACACCCCCUACCACACAGUGUGGGACUGCGACUUCAGCAGUGGCAAGAUCGGCUGGUUCCUGGGAGGCCAGUUAAACGUGUCCGUCAACUGCUUGGACCAGCAUGUUCAGAAGUCCCCGGAGAGUAUCGCUUUGAUCUGGGAGCAAGACGAGCCUGGUACCGAAGUGAGGAUUACCUACAGGGAACUGCUGGAGACUACUUGCCGCCUGGCCAACACGCUGAAGAGGCAUGAAGUUCGUCGAGGGGACCGUGUGGCCAUCUAUAUGCCUGUGUCCCCACUGGCUGUGGCAGCGAUGCUCGCCUGUGCCCGGAUUGGUGCUGUCCACACGGUUGUCUUUGCUGGCUUCAGUGCAGAGUCCUUGGCUGGGAGAAUCAAUGACGCCAAAUGCAAGGUGGUCAUCACUGUCAACCAGGGGCUCCGGGGUGGCCGAGUGAUGGAGCUGAAGAAGACCGUGGACAAGGCUGUGAGGCUCUGCCCCACCGUAAGACGUGUCCUGGUGGCCCACAGGACUGACAGCAAGGUCACCAUGGGGGAGCUGGAUGUCUCCCUGGAGCAGGAAAUGGCCAAGGAGGACCCAGAGUGUGCCCCGGAGAGCAUGGGCAGUGAGGAUAUGCUUUUCCUGUUGUACACCUCGGGAAGCACAGGCACACCCAAGGGGCUCGUGCACACCCAGGCGGGCUACCUGCUGUAUGCAGCCGUGACUCACAAGCUUGUGUUUGACUACAAGCCAGGAGACAUCUUUAGCUGUGUGGCCGACAUUGGCUGGAUCACAGGGCAUAGCUACAUAGUGUAUGGACCGCUCUGUAACGGAGCCACCAGCGUCCUUUUUGAGAGCACUCCAGUUUAUCCUGAUGCCGGCCGGUACUGGGAGAUGGUGCAGCGGCUACAAAUCAACCAGUUCUACUGCGCCCCGACAGCCGUGCGGCUGUUGCUGAAGUACGGAGACACCUGGGUGAAGAAGUACGACCGCUCCUCCCUGCGGACCCUGGGCUCAGUGGGAGAGCCAAUCAACCAUGAGGCCUGGGAGUGGCUGUACAAUGUGGUGGGGGAUGGCAGAUGCACACUGGUUGAUACCUGGUGGCAGACAGAGACAGGCGGCAUCUGCAUCGCGCCACGGCCCUCAGAAGAGGGUGCAGAGAUCAUUCCCAGCAUGGCCAUGAGACCCUUCUUUGGCAUUGUCCCAGUUAUUAUGGACGAGAAGGGGAGCGUUCUGGAGGGUGACAACGUCUCUGGAGCACUGUGCAUCUCACAGGCCUGGCCCGGCAUGGCUAGGACCAUCUACGGGAACCACCCCAGAUUCGUGGAUGCCUACUUCAUGGCCUACCCCGGCUACUACUUCUCUGGGGAUGGUGCACACCGCAUCAAAGGUGGCUACUACCAGAUCACAGGGCGGAUGGACGAUGUCAUCAACAUCAGUGGGCACCGAAUUGGGACAGCAGAGAUCGAGGAUGCAAUGGCUGACCACCCCUCUGUGCCAGAAACUGCUGUCAUUGGCUACCCCCACGAUAUUAAGGGUGAAGCUGCCUUUGCCUUCGUUGUGUUGAAAGUUGAGCCAGAUGACUCAGACAUGGUGGUGGAGGAGCUCAGGUCAGCAGUGGCCAACAAGAUCGCCAAGUAUGCUGUGCCUGAUCAGAUUUUGGUGGUGAAACGUCUCCCCAAAACACGGUCUGGAAAGGUCAUGAGGCGGCUCCUGAGGAAGAUAGUCACCGGUGAGACUCAGGACCUAGGAGACACCACCACCCUGGAGGACCCCAGUGUCAUCAUGGAGAUAUUGAGCGCCUACCAGAAGCACAAAGACAAGUGGCCUAACUCUGAGUCAGGAGUACAUGCCUCAACCUGUGAAUCUUUAUCAAAACCAAGUGCCUAGGUCCCUAAUUUUCUUUUUCAGAAUGUAGCUCUGAAAUUGAUUUUUUCCUAGACAUCCCAGACACAGUCGUCUCCCAACACAUAGUCACCACUGUUACUAAUGUGAUAUUAGUCUGUGUUUAAAUCCUGUUCUUCUGCUGGCAAACCAAGAAGUGUAACUCAUAGGAGGUACAAUCAAACGUGUGUGGGAUUCAUUUCAUUUGUCCUGAAUUUGGCUUCCUGGAGUGGAAGUCAUUCCUGUCCCCACUGCUGUGUCCUCUUGAGAUGAAGGUGAGAAACUUGGUAAAACAUACCUGCCCAGAUACCUUAGAACUAGAAGCAGUACUGUUUUCCCAGAUGUUUCUAGGUACAAAAAGCAGAGAUUUUAUUUUUGUACAUUUGUAUUUUGGGAAAAUAUAGUACACGUCCUUUAUAACACCUAGAGUUAGGAAAAUCUCCCUUUUUGCCUCUCCUGGUGGGGAGUUGUACUGAGGAUCAGAGGGAGCACUUUUGAUUACUGUUUAGCAAACUUGGCAGUCUGACCUGGAAUUGUUCGUACUCCAUCUAAACACAGCCAUCUUGAGAGGGAUAGAUCUGCAGUACCCUGUCCUUGUGUGUUGCUUUACUGGGCCUGGUUUGUCAUAAUGAAACAACUCCAGAAAGCUCACCCAGUAGCUCACCCAGUCACGUGUUCUUUUCUCCAAGCUGUGAUCUGGAAAGCUUUUUUUUCCUUUCAUGCCCCUUGAUUGGGGAUCGAGACUGCUCCCAUACAUGGGCUUAUCAGUGAGAACUCAGGCAACUUGUUACAGCACUGAUUUUGUGGGUUUGGGCCCUGGGAAAACAACUGCCUAUUCCUCAUUAUGGGGCUGGGUGAUGGUAGCAACUGAUGCCCUAUGCUGAGACUUGAAGCACUGAAUCAAGGGUUUUUUGUUUUGCUUUUUCAAUUAAUGUGCCUUAAGUCUUCUGAACAUUAGCGAAAUGAUGUAAAUCAAUAAAUCUUAGUAUUCACUACCUAAACGUUCAUGGGGAGAGUGCCAAGCAGGGUCAGGUUGUCUCAUCUGUGCUUAUCAUGAUGCAAUCCACAAAAUUGCUGAUAGAAAGCUGGACGGGGGUAUAAGAGCCACACAGACUGAUCUGCCGGGGUGUCCAAUAAAGCUUUACUUUGUUUCAUUCUCUUCUGUUUGUUGUG